CCAAGCCGAGUAACAGUCUUGCAUCUGAACCUUUAUUGCUCUCACUAUGACAAGUUAUUACCAUAGUUCCGGUUCUUCUUAUGGUGGUGGUUUGGGUGGUGGAGCUGGCGGCGGUUCCAGCCGCAUGUCCUAUGCCAGAGUUGGAGGAUCCAGCGUGCAUGGGGGAGCUGGUGGGGGCCGUAUAUCUGCCUCCUCUGCUAGGUUUGUAUCUUCCGGGCUAGGAGGGGGUUAUGGAUGUGGGAUAGGAGGCGGCUUAGGUGGUGGCUAUAACACUGGAUUUGUUUCUGGUGGAGGUGCUGGUUAUGGUAGUUGCUUUGGUGGAGGCCUUGGAUCUGGAUUUGGUGGAGGCAGUGGCUUUGGUGGCGGCAGUGGCUUUGGUGGAGGUGCUUUUGACUUUGCCAUGGGUGGUGGUGGCGGCGAUGGAGGCCUCCUUACUGGAAAUGAGAAGGUUACCAUGCAGAACCUCAAUGACCGCCUGGCUAAUUAUCUGGACAAGGUGCGGGCACUAGAGGAGGCAAAUACGGAACUGGAGGUCAGGAUCCGAGACUGGCAUCUGAAGCAGGCUCCCACCAGCCCAGCCAAGGACUACAGCCAUUAUCAUAAGAUAAUUGAGGACCUCCGUGACAAGAUUCUUGGCACCACCAUUGACAAUUCUAGGAUCAUCCUGGAGAUUGAUAAUGCCAGGCUGGCUGCUGAUGACUUCAAACUGAAAUAUGAGAAUGAGCUGCACCUCCGCCAGAGUGUUGAGGCUGAUAUCAAUGGUCUGCGCAGAGUCCUGGAUGAGCUGACCCUGAACAAAUCUGACCUGGAGAUGCAAAUUGAAGGUCUGAAGGAGGAGCUGGCUUACCUCAACAAGAACCAUGAGGAGUUAAUGAAAGAAUUCAGCAGUCAGUUGACUGGACAGGUCAGUGUUGAGAUGGAUGCAGCACCCGGAGUUGACCUCACCAAAGUCUUGACUGAAAUGAGAGAACAAUAUGAACUACUGGCUGACAAGAAUCGCAGAGAUGCCGAAGCCUGGUUCUUUAGCAAGACCGAUGAACUAAACCGUGAAGUUGCCACCCACACUGAGCAGAUACAGACCAGCAAGAGUGAGAUUUCAGAACUGAGACGCUCGAUACAGGGUCUGGAGAUUGAGUUGCAGUCACAGCUUAGCAUGAAAGCCGGUUUGGAAAACAACUUGGCAGAGACAGAAGGACGGUACUGCGCUCAGCUGGCUCAAAUCCAGAACUUGAUCUCCGGUGUGGAAGAGCAACUGGCCGAUUUGAGAAAUGACAUGGAACGUCAGAAUCAAGAAUACAGGAUGCUUAUGGAUAUCAAGACACGGCUGGAACAGGAGAUCGCUACCUACCGCAACCUGUUGGAUGGUCAAGACUCAAAGCUGUCAGGAUGGAAUCCAAAGGACGCAUCCUUUAGCAGCAGUGUCACCUACAGUAGUGGCGGCGGCGGCGCUGGUGGCGCUGGCGGUAGCUUUGGCGGCGGCAGCAGCAGCAUGACAACCAGCAGCAGCAGUGGCAAAGUGCGCGGAAGCAGUAGCGAAGAGAGAAGAUACAACUAAAUCUGCUCAGCACCGAUGUUCUGGUUCUGAAAAUUGCAUUCCGCUGCGGGAAGAUGCCUCAUGUGCUUACUGCUUCUCGAGGAAACAUGGAGCAUGUUCAGCAUGCACACAACUUGCUAAGAGAAACACCCUCCCCCUUGCCCAAGUGUGCCUCGGCUUGGCCGCUUUCUCAAUGGCAUUCUCUUCCCAGCUUUGUCUUGCUCCUCACAGCAGAUGCACUGUUCCGUAAUGCUCUUGAUAAUAAAAUGUCUCUUCAAGCUUUUUUUUUGCA
Hemicordylus capensis (graceful crag lizard) is the source of this 1826-nucleotide messenger RNA. RefSeq names its product keratin, type I cytoskeletal 15-like. Lineage: Eukaryota; Metazoa; Chordata; Lepidosauria; Squamata; Cordylidae. The coding region runs from base 47 to 1555 and encodes 502 amino acids. The transcript has 8 exons. Gene Ontology annotation, molecular function: structural molecule activity. The record is from RefSeq and is a predicted model, not a curated record.